Nematolebias whitei (Rio pearlfish) is the source of this 2671-nucleotide messenger RNA. RefSeq names its product sodium/potassium/calcium exchanger 2. Bases 316 to 2190 code for a protein of 624 amino acids. The record is from RefSeq and is a predicted model, not a curated record. Gene Ontology annotation, cellular component: membrane. Gene Ontology annotation, biological process: long-term synaptic potentiation; calcium ion transmembrane transport; intracellular calcium ion homeostasis. NCBI's taxonomy places the organism in Eukaryota, Metazoa, Chordata, Actinopteri, Cyprinodontiformes, Rivulidae. Gene Ontology annotation, molecular function: calcium channel activity; calcium, potassium:sodium antiporter activity. The transcript has 10 exons.
CCCAAAGCUCCUCCUCUGUCAUCAGUGAGUGAGCUGAGCGGUCACAUUUUUAUUUUGCUCCAUGAGCACAAAGAGGGCACCGGAGAAGAUUUCCUGAUCUCAGCGUGCUGCUGCCUGCUUUAGUUCAGUCUCCUCGGUCUCAGCUGAAGCUGAUAUGAAGACAUCGGUUGGCGAACCGGAUCCUGGACAGCACCUGAAGCCUUCUCGACUUAUUUGAAACUGAGGAGAACGCCAUGCGUCGUCUCCGAUAAAGCCCGCUCCUUCACUCUACUCUGACUACUCGCCAAGGGCGAGGACACGAAGAGCUACCAGGUCAUGGGUUCUGAUCAAACCUGCAUGGACUCUCCAGAGCAACGAUUCAUGCUGGGUCCAGCCCCGAAGCAGAUGGGCCGGCGGCGUCUGCGGAAAAAGCUAAGGCCUGUGCGAGUCUUAGGAUUGGUCAUCAGCCUGAUGGCCUUAAGUGCUGUCUCCGUCAGUGCCUUGACCAGAAGUUCAGAUGGUCCCAGCAGGCCAGCGCUUCCCCAGGAGACUCUUCACCAAUCGGCCCCCCACAGGACCCUACUCUUCACCCAACACCAGAUAGACCCAGACAUGUCAGAAGACAUGCCCAUAGCCAUGAAAUCAACAGCAGAUGACAACAAGACCCAGGGGGACUACCCACCAGACCUUUUUAGCCUUGAGGAGAGGCGCCGAGGAGCUGUGGUCCUCCACAUGUUUGGCAUGAUCUACAUGUUCAUCGCUUUAGCUAUCGUGUGCGAUGAGUUCUUUGUCCCAGCGCUGACAGUGAUCACAGAGAAGCUCACCAUUUCAGACGAUGUGGCAGGUGCCACCUUCAUGGCGGCGGGAGGUUCUGCCCCAGAGCUCUUCACCUCCAUCAUCGGCGUCUUCAUCUCACACAGCAACGUGGGUAUCGGGACCAUCGUGGGGUCAGCCGUCUUCAACAUCCUCUUUGUCAUCGGGAUGUGCGCCAUCUUCUCCAAGGAGAUCCUCAACUUGACGUGGUGGCCCCUCUUCCGCGACGUGUCCUUUUACAUCCUGGAUCUGAUCAUGCUCAUCAUCUUCUUCUUGGAUAACAUUAUCACCGUUUGGGAAAGUGUCACGCUUCUCUCCGCCUACGCCACCUACGUGAUCUUCAUGAAGUUCAACGGGAAAAUGGAAGGCUUUGUCAAGGGCUGCAUGCACAAGAACCAAGUAGUGGAAGUUGAGGUGCAGCCAAAGGCGAGUCCCGGGGCGCCUGAGGAUGAUGGCAAGUUGUCGGCCAGGCCUCGGCUUCAGAGAGGAGGUAGUUCGGCUUCUCUGCACAACAGCUUGAUGAGGAACAGCAUUUUCCAGCUGAUGAUUCACACUUUGGACCCAUUGAGCGAAGGUAAAUUUCGAGAAAAGGCGUCCAUCCUUCACAAGAUCGCUAAAAAGAAAUGCCAGGUUGAGGACAGUGAGAAGGCCAAUGGAGUAGCAAGCCGUACAGAUAAGAACCUCCCUAACAGCUCCAGCGUGGAAGUGGAAGUGACCCCACCUAUGAACGGAACAGCAGGACAGGAGGGGGAGACGGCUGAAGAUGAAGAAGAGGAGGACCAGCCUCUGAGCCUGUCCUGGCCCGAAUCCAACCGCAAGCGCUUCACCUAUCUCUUCAUCAUGCCGGUCGUCCUGCCCUUGUGGCUAACGCUGCCAGAUGUCAGGAAAACCUCGUCAAAGAAGUUCUUCCCCAUCACAUUCCUGGGUGCCAUCUGCUGGAUUGCAGGAUUCUCCUACUUGAUGGUGUGGUGGGCUCACCAGGUUGGCGAGACCAUUGGGAUUACAGAAGAGAUUAUGGGUCUGACUAUAUUAGCAGCUGGAACCUCCAUCCCUGACCUCAUCACCAGUGUCAUAGUGGCACGCAAGGGGCUGGGUGAUAUGGCUGUUUCCAGCUCUGUGGGCUCCAACAUCUUUGACAUCACUGUUGGACUACCUUUUCCCUGGCUCCUGUGGUCCCUCUUCAGGGGUUUGAAACCGGUGCAAGUCAGCUCCAACGGCCUCUUCUGUGCCAUCGUGCUCCUCUUCAUCAUGCUCCUCUUCGUCAUCAUCUCCAUCGCCGCAUGCAAGUGGCGCAUGAGCAAGCUGCUGGGCUUCAUCAUGUUCAUGCUGUACUUCGUCUUCCUGGUGGUUAGCGUCAUGCUGGAGGACAGAGUGAUCACCUGUCCGGUGUCCAUCUGAGGACCUGUCCGUCAUCCCCACGACGUCCACCCUCGCCUGACCCUCGUGAUCCUUUGCUUCACGAAUAAUAAAGAAAAGAAGAAAACUGGCGUUGACAGGAAACAAAUCAACAAGACCAGCUUGGAAGGUUUUGUAUCAACCUAAACUGAUUGGAUUGUCACCUUUUUUUUAUUUCACUGGCAGGUGAGACUGGUAGAGGUGGUGGAUUGAUGGGUGUAUGUCACAAAUAGAAGUAUUAUGCAUGCCAUUAGUUUUACUGGAGGAGGUUAAAUCGAUCUGGUUUUUGUGAGAAAUAAAAAGAACCAAGAGUUGCACAUUGUAUAAACUAACAAAUGCAGUGACAGAUCAUGAAUGGUGAGCUUUUUUGAGCCUAACAGACUGAAACACCGUCAGCAAGAAGGAUAAAUGGAUGUAGAUGAUUUCUUUUUUUGUUCCAAAUGGGUUUCCUCCAUGGUGGUAUCAAGACUAUUUGCUUUGUGUC